CACACCCUAAACAAAAUGGAGACCCUCCACCGAUCCACACGUCUCCUCCCCAUAUCUCUCUCUGCACUAUGCCUUACACGACCAACCACCACCCCGCAAUUUCAAAGAUUCCGACUACCCAUUUCUACCCCCGGCAUCCUAAACCCCAAACCGGCCUUCCACACCCGCAAAAGGUUCAGCUCAUCUCCUUCUCCGGUUGCCAAAGCUGGUUGGUUUCUGGGCCUCGGAGAGAAGAAGAAGGGUCUCAGCCUGCCUGAUAUAGUCAAAGCUGGAGACCCGGUUUUGCACGAACCGGCGCGAGAUGUUGAGGUCGAGGAUAUUGGGUCGGAGAGGAUUCAGAAGAUUAUUGAUGACAUGGUGAAGGUGAUGAGGAAGGCUCCUGGGGUUGGUCUUGCUGCUCCACAGAUUGGAGUGCCCUUAAGGAUAAUAGUCUUGGAAGAUACGAAGGAAUAUAUUAGUUAUGCACCCAAGAAUGAGAUUAAAGUUCAAGAUAGACGGCCGUUCGAUCUUUUGGUGAUUAUUAACCCAAAGCUUCAAAAGAAGAGCAACAGGACUGCAGUAUUCUUUGAAGGCUGCUUAAGUGUUGAUGGAUUCAGAGCAGUGGUAGAAAGAUAUCUUGAUGUUGAAGUUUCAGGUUUCGAUCGUGAUGGCCAGCCCAUAAAAAUAGAUGCUUCAGGUUGGCAGGCUCGUAUUUUGCAACACGAGUGUGAUCAUAUGGAAGGAACUAUUUAUGUUGACAAGAUGCUCCCUAGAACAUUUAGAACAGUUGAAAACUUGGACUUGCCUCUUGCUGAGGGGUGUCCCAAGCUUGGAAGUCGGUAGCUUAUAGUAUGAACAUGGACUGGGAUGAGUUGGAUCAACAAGAAUACCGAGAUAAAGGUGUCAUCCGAUUUAUGCAAUUGAUUAUGGGACUCUUGGUGCAAUUGAUUGUUGGGGAUCAAUCUAAUUGUUUAACAUUUGGUUUAGCAGCAUGUGCAAUUUUGCUAUCUGUUUUAGAACCUUGAUGCCUCUCUUGUUUCAAGAUAUUCUUGUGUUUAUACCAAUUGGGUGUUCCAAUAUAAUCUUAUCCUUGGUGUACUUGGUUUGGUUGCUAUCAACGACAGUUUGUAGAGUGCGUUCUAGGUCUAGGACUCUUAGCAAUAGCUCUAACUUAUCGUGCCCGUCAUGGCGAGUUAUGGUGUAAUGCUUGCUCCUACAGUUUAAUGCGGGAGCAUUUGAUAAAAAAUUAUAUAAUUUUAUUAUUGUUCUACUUAAAGAAUGUUGGGAACCAGUGGCAGAAGUACGUAGUACAUUUUCUGGAAGAUACAGUACGAACCUACCAGUUUACUACAGGAACACCAUGGAUCCAUGAAAAAUUCGUUGUAUUUUGGGACCUGGGGACACAAAAUGUUCAUGUACUCAAACUGGAUGGGUGAAAUAUUUUGUGAAGAGGAGCGUACUGUGUAUUAUGUAUGAAUCUAGCCUCUUACCUAGCGACAAUAUAAACCUGAGUACCUACAACCACUGAUGAAAAAAUCAGUUAAAGAUGACAAUAUAAACAUUCUAAA
Messenger RNA from Fragaria vesca subsp. vesca, 1547 nucleotides. Its product is annotated as peptide deformylase 1A, chloroplastic-like. Gene Ontology annotation, cellular component: mitochondrion; chloroplast. Gene Ontology annotation, biological process: peptidyl-methionine modification; N-terminal protein amino acid modification. The record is from RefSeq and is a predicted model, not a curated record. NCBI's taxonomy places the organism in Eukaryota, Viridiplantae, Streptophyta, Magnoliopsida, Rosales, Rosaceae. Gene Ontology annotation, molecular function: peptide deformylase activity. The transcript is spliced from 4 exons. Bases 16 to 822 code for a protein of 268 amino acids.